Molecule: messenger RNA, 1023 nt
Organism: Rhipicephalus microplus (southern cattle tick)
Lineage: Eukaryota; Metazoa; Arthropoda; Arachnida; Ixodida; Ixodidae
Product: inaD-like protein
Molecular function (GO): protein binding
Source: RefSeq, a predicted model, not a curated record
AUGACGAACAAGGAGAACUACAAGAUUGCCGACGCUGACGCCCUCUUCGACGCCGUCCAGCUGUACAUCGACUCGACGCCACCGUGCGACCAAAACCGGCUCUCACCGCGGCACGCGGUCUUACCCAGGGGUAUGUCUGCCCUCAGCACUGUGCAGGACUUCGUGGAAACCACGAUAGUGCUCAGGAAAGAGCGGAACGAGCUUGGAAUAAGUAUCACGGGAGGAAGUGAUACUUACUUGGUGAACGAACUCUCCCUGCGAGACGUGUGCUCUACGGACGCCGUGCGGGCCCUAAGAGAGGCACCGUCACCGGUGAGACUGAUGGUGCUCCGGGAGAACCCGCAGACGCUCUUCACCACCACCGAGAAGCCUUCUAAGUUCAUCACAGUGGAGAUGCGAAAAGGAAGCGUCAAGGACCGUCUGGGAAUCAGCUUCAUACAAAGAACAAAUGGACGGGGAGUGUUCAUCACGUACAUCCAACCCGGAAGCAUCGCCGCUCGUCAUGGCCGCCGCGUCAUGCAGGGAGACCAGAUUCUCGAGAUUAACGGCACGAACGUGCGCGAGAGCAACCAGAAGGACGUCGCGCAGAUGAUCAACAAUCUAGAUGGCGCCAUCGUACUGCUACUGGGUCGAGUGCCCAGCCUUUCGACGACCAUCCAGGAGUGGGCCCGCAAAAAGGCGCAGCAGAGCCUUCGCACACGAACCUCCACGUGGUCCUCGUACACGGGAAACAACAAGGAGAAGCUACAGAUACAGAGGCCCAGCCUUCCACUGAGCAGCGAGAGCUACGUGGUCAGUCUGGGCAACUGCGUCACCUCCAUGCUGGUGGCCACCAGCUCGCCCAGCGGACCGGCCUCUCGGUCGAGGGAAGUGAGUCCCAGCUCGUCGCUGCGACGCUCCAGGCUCAGCAUCGUGGCCGAAGACGUUCGACCUUCGAGUGGCGUCACAAGGACUACCUCGCUGGACGACGCUGCGGCGCCCAGUGCCUCCGGUGUGCCCAGCAUCAUGGUCACAAGCUGCUGA